This is a messenger RNA of Neohortaea acidophila, 1008 nucleotides long. RefSeq names its product ribonuclease H-like domain-containing protein. The record is from RefSeq and is a predicted model, not a curated record. Gene Ontology annotation, molecular function: RNA-DNA hybrid ribonuclease activity; RNA binding. Lineage: Eukaryota; Fungi; Ascomycota; Dothideomycetes; Mycosphaerellales; Teratosphaeriaceae. Gene Ontology annotation, biological process: DNA replication, removal of RNA primer; mismatch repair. The transcript has a single exon. The coding region runs from base 1 to 1008 and encodes 335 amino acids. Gene Ontology annotation, cellular component: ribonuclease H2 complex.
AUGGAAGACAGCCAAGAAGACCGAGUAGACUCUCAAGAUGUCGCUCAAGAGACGCCCGCAGAAAAUGUCUUCAUCCCACCAUCCAUCGUGAAAUCGCAAGUCCUCUCCGGAGCGAGCUACACGCACCACUCCGCCAUCCCACCAUGCAUCGCAGCAGACAUGACGACAGAAUGCGUGCUCGGAGUGGACGAAGCAGGGCGCGGACCUGUCCUUGGGCCCAUGGUCUACGCCCUCUACUACCUCCCCAUCCCCCUGCACAAAUCGCUCCUGGCCGAAACCCACCACUUCGACGACUCCAAAGUCCUCACGCCCGCUGUGCGCUCCGACCUCAUGGAGAAAAUCAGCACUCCCGGCACCGACCUGUUCGCCAACGGCGGCUGGGCCACCCGCCUCAUGUCCGCGCGCGACAUCUCCGCUGGCCAGCUGCGGCCUAACGGCACGUACAAUCUGAAUGCGCAAGCUAUGGAUGCCACCAUUGCGCUCAUUCAGGAAGUCCUGGAUUCCGGUGUUAAUGUGCGGGAGAUUUACAUUGAUACUAUUGGACGCCCGGAAGUGUACCAGAAACGGCUGGAGAGGAUUUUCCCCGCGCAGGCGAUUACGGUCGCGAAAAAGGCGGAUAGUUUGUACCCUUGUGUCUCUGCUGCUUCGGUGUGUGCGAAGGUGACGAGGGAUGCGGCGCUGGAUGUGCUGUACACCGCGUACAGUGCUGCGGAGGAGAGUGGAGAGGUGGCCUGGGGUUCGGGCUAUCCUUCCGAUGCGCGGACGACGAAUUGGCUGAAGGAGAAUAUAAAUCCGGUUUUUGGGUGGGGGAAUGAGUGUCGGUUCAGCUGGGGCACGGCGAAGGAGAUGCUGGAGGUUAAGGGGGCGCCGUGUAGGGUUGAUUGGCCGGAGGAACACGAUGCGGGGGAUAACAUGAAGUUGACGGGAUUCAUGUUUGGGGCCGAGGAAGAGAAAGAGGAUGAGCUGGUGACGUGGUUUGGCAGACGGGUGGACGAGACAGUGUUUUGA